GCGGAGCUGCGUCUGUUCGCCCAUCCAUCCAUCCGGGCACCAUGGCGGAGGAGCUGGCGGAGCGGCUGGGCCGACGGUUGGGGAUGCGGGAAGGGGAUGCGGAGCAGCAACAGCAGCAGCAGCAGCAGCAGGAUGCAGAGCCCACCCCGGUGCCCCCUGGCAGCCCAGCGAUGCGGGCGGUGGGCAGCGAAGGUUCGCCCGGGGGCGGCCGGAGGCUCUUCAGCCCCGCGGCGGAGUUCCGUGAGUUCUCCCGGCGGCAGCUCCGUGACAUGGAGAGACUCUUCCGACAGUAUGACGCAGGGAAGGAUGGCUUCAUCGACCUGAUGGAGCUGAAGCUGAUGAUGGAGAAGCUGGGAGCGCCGCAGACCCACCUGGGCCUGAAGAACAUGAUCAAGGAGGUGGACGAGGACCUGGACAGCAAGCUGAGUUUCCGCGAGUUCCUGCUGAUUUUCCGCAAGGCAGCAGCAGGUGAGCUGCAGGAGGACAGCGGGCUGCAUGCACUGGCACGGCUCUCCGAGAUUGACGUCUCAACGGAGGGCGUGAAGGGAGCCAAGAGCUUCUUCGAGGCCAAGGCACAGGCGGUCACCGAGUGCAGCCGCUUUGAGGAGGAGAUCCGUGCAGAGCAGGAGGAGAAGAGGAGGCAGGCGGAGGAGAUGAAGCAGCGCAAGGCAGCCUUCAAGGAGCUGCAGUCAGCAUUUGCUCAAUGACCACGGCACGUGGAAGGAGCCACGCCGCGCCGUCACCAUUCCCUGCGUGUCAUCAUGCCCACGACUCGUGCCAAGCUGGUGGCAGCUGUCCCUGUGCUUGGUGCCACGGAGCAGGCGGGUGCGCCCAUCCCACUGCACCCAACGUUGGCUUGGAGGUGGCCUUGGCUCCCCUUGGGCUGCUGGCUUAUUUUGGUGAAAGACACCCAUAAAGGCCACCGAGGGGAGAGAAGCUUUAUUUUUUGUCUGUCUGUCUUCUAAGCACCCCAAGGGACGGCGUCUAACCUGCUGUCCCUGCAGCAGUGGUUGUGCCGAUGCUGUGAUGUCCCACAAAGGUGUUGUCUCAACAGCUGCUUCCAUUCUGUCCUAUGGAUGUGUUCUUUGCCGUGUUGUUUUCUUUCUUUUUUUUUUUUUCUUUUUAAAUCCCAAAUAAAUAUUAUAUUUCCUAA
Lagopus leucura (white-tailed ptarmigan) is the source of this 1153-nucleotide messenger RNA. It is a transcript of the gene EFHD2, whose product is annotated as EF-hand domain family member D2. Gene Ontology annotation, molecular function: calcium ion binding. The record is from RefSeq and is a predicted model, not a curated record. The coding region runs from base 42 to 707 and encodes 221 amino acids. The transcript is spliced from 4 exons. NCBI's taxonomy places the organism in Eukaryota, Metazoa, Chordata, Aves, Galliformes, Phasianidae.